This is a messenger RNA of Diceros bicornis minor, 1121 nucleotides long. RefSeq names its product apolipoprotein C2 (gene APOC2). Gene Ontology annotation, cellular component: chylomicron; spherical high-density lipoprotein particle; very-low-density lipoprotein particle. Bases 675 to 971 code for a protein of 98 amino acids. The transcript is spliced from 3 exons. The record is from RefSeq and is a predicted model, not a curated record. Lineage: Eukaryota; Metazoa; Chordata; Mammalia; Perissodactyla; Rhinocerotidae. Gene Ontology annotation, biological process: positive regulation of lipoprotein lipase activity; lipid metabolic process; positive regulation of phospholipid catabolic process. Gene Ontology annotation, molecular function: lipoprotein lipase activator activity; phospholipase binding; lipid binding.
CCAACUGGGUCUUGGUAUAAAUGCCACGCUCUGCUGUGGCUUUCCUCACAUCCUUCCCCCUCCAGAGCACUUAUCACCGUGUGACACACUCUAUAUUUUACUCUUUUAAUAUUUGUUCAUUGUAGUUCUCUCUCACGUCAGCUUCCUAAGGGCCGGGCCACGGCUGUGUUCACAGCUGGGCCCAGAACUGUGUUUGGCAUACAGCAGGUGCUCAAGAAAUGCUCCCAGAGUGAAUGAAUGGAUGUUAGAAUUAAAUCAGGAGUAGAAUCACAGAAUGAGUGGCCGGCCCCAUGGGUUAGCGGUGAAGUGCGCGCGCUCCGCUGCUGGCGGCCCAGGUUCCCAUCCCCGGCGUGCACCGACACACAUGCUGUGGCUGUAUCCCACAUAAAGUGGAGGAAGAUGGGCACGGAUGUUAGCUCAGGGCCAGUCUUCCUCAGCAAAAGGAGGAGGAUUGGCAGAUGUUAGCUCAGGGCCGAUCUUCCUCACAAAAAAAAAAAAGAAUCAUAGAAUGUUAGACAGUGAGGCUAAGCCAGCCCAUUAGGAACUUGACUCAGGCAGGGAGGGGGGAAGAGGGGAGCCCAGCCCUCCACGCCUGAGUGCGGGGGACCCCAGGAAGAGAUGCCUCCAGUGGCCCUGCCCCACACCCGCCUCAGUGUUCCAGGUCUCCUGACACCAUGCGCACCCGAUACCUCCUGGCUCUGUUUCUCAUCCUCCUGGUAUUAGGAUUCGAGGUCCAGGGGGCCCAGGAACAUGAGGUUGCCAGCACCACCCUGCUCACCCAGGUGCAGGAAUCACUCCUCAGUUACUGGGAUUCAGCCAAAGCAGCCGCCCAGGACCUGUACAAGAAGACAUACCUGUCCACGAUGGAUGAGAAAAUCAGGGACAUGUACAGCAAAAGCACGGCGGCCGUGAGCACUUACACAGAGAUCCUUACUGACCAGCUCCUCUCUCUGUUGAAGGGAGACCAGUAACAGCUGGGCCCCUGGUCGUGGGGCAGGGGCGAGUCCAGACCCCAGCAACCCCUUGGCUCCCCUGACCCACCCCGUCUUCCUAGCAGCUCUCAGCAUCCUACUCCCAAGUGUAGCCUGACUUAUCAAUGAAAAAAUGCCAAGUUUAUCCUC